AUGCCACCCUCCAGUGGGCACCUGCUGCUCCCCAAGUUUUGGAGAGUAGCAAGGUUUGCCUAUGUGAAGGCUUUGAAGGCCAUCAGGGCAAAGAUCCCUGAGCCUGCUCAACAAUUAUCGCUUCGGCUUCAGCCAGCUUACGCACGCAUUCCUACCCGUCAGCCCAUUAGUCGGGCUGCCGCUAUCCGCCAAUCCCGCAGUGGCCGCUACUUUUCCACUCGCGCUACAGGUUCCUUUUUCUCCUCCCUUCGCUCAGGAUUUCAGGGCGAUCGUGCAGCUUAUCGUUCGUCCCGUGUUGCGUCCAACAUCAGUCGAUUGACCAGCAGUGCGCCUUUUGCGUCGACCCUUCGCCCUAAUCUGACCGGUGGCACGCUUGGCCGCACAGCUGGGGGCUAUGCCGCCGGUGCCGGUCGUAUCGGUGGUGCGCGAUAUUUCUCACAUGGUCCGGCCUCCCCUGCGCAAGUUAUCAACAAUGUGUCGAUGGGAGUCCGCGCCUUCUUCCUCUCAGGCCAGAAGGCCAGGUUCGACGGUAUCGACCCCAUAACCGGGCAGAAGAGAUACAAGGCUGUGAGCACACUUCAAGACCAGGCCGGGCGUAAAAUGGCGGCGAUUCCCCGCAUGGCCCCUGGCUCUUAUAUUGAAUUUCAAAUCUCUCCUACCAUUACCGCUUUCGGUUCCCAGACAAAGGCUACUUCCAGUGGUCUCCUUGACCAGGAAACCAUCAAUCCGGAUCUUCUGGACUUCUUGUCUGCCGACUUCGCACGUGCUCUGAAAGAUUUAGCUGCUGUACUCAAUGACCUGAAGCGCUUAUCGGCACUAGGUGAUUUACCUAUCCUGCUUCAUAACAGGUCGACCAUUCGGGUACGGUUUCCAGGGUGUGAUGUCGAGACGGUGGAGCGGUUGUGCGACGAGGUUGGGGUGCAGCGAGGACGGGUCGUUCAGGAUGAGGACUUCAAUGUCAAAACUGGAGCUGACCUCGCUCUUCUCUUUCCGUUCGCUCCCAGCGUACCUGCCUCUUCAGUCACCGAGGAGUACUUCUUUCGGCAAGGGCCGUCGGACGGUCAGUCUCCGGAUGAGGUUGACUGGCAGGCGAUGAUGACCCCUGAGAACAGAACAGAGUGCUCGCCUGGGAAUCCUGGGAAGUCGAGUAAUGGGCUCAGUUUCGAGGAUUCUCCAAUCUUCGGCGAGAAGAAUCCUUGGGUAUCAUCAUCCUCGUCAGGAUACUCGAGCAUUAAUGUUAGCGAACUUGGGGAUCGUGCAUUCUUUCCUGAGGUAUCCAGCCAUGGCAUUCCCGAAAGCACCUCGGAGUAUGAAGGUGUCGAAGGCAUACACAGAUUCAUAGCUGUAUGUGACCGUGCCGGGCACUAUCAUUGA
This is a messenger RNA of Aspergillus clavatus NRRL 1, 1374 nucleotides long. RefSeq lists its product as uncharacterized. Gene Ontology annotation, biological process: proteasome assembly. Gene Ontology annotation, molecular function: proteasome binding. The coding region runs from base 1 to 1374 and encodes 457 amino acids. The record is from RefSeq and is a predicted model, not a curated record. The transcript has 2 exons. NCBI's taxonomy places the organism in Eukaryota, Fungi, Ascomycota, Eurotiomycetes, Eurotiales, Aspergillaceae.